AUGGGCAAAUACACUGCACUAGCUAAUGCGGCCAUUUCUGGCAAAUAUGGGUUCUGGAUUAGGGAUAGUGUCAUAUUAACGAGAAGGUGAGAGCGAGAAGACGCUGCGCGCGGAGGUGGCGCGCGGGGACCACCUGGUGGCGACCGACGCCAACCGCCGCCGCCUCAUCCACCGCGCCAAGAUGAAGUCGCUGCGCAUCUCCAUCGUCAUCGUGGCGGCCUUCAUCGUGUGGUGGACGCCCUACUACACCAUGAUGAUAAUCUUCAUGUUCCUCAACCCGGACAAGCACCUGAGCGAGGACUUGCAGUCGUGGAUCUUCUUCUUCGGGAUGAGCAACAGCCUCGUGAACCCCAUCAUCUACGGCGCCUUCCACUUGUGGCGGCCUCGCAAGAAGCGGCUCGGCAGCAACAGCAACAGCGAAUACAAGCAGAGGUACGCCUUUCAAGUACUUAUUUAUUCGUCAAAAACGGCAUUGGUU
Molecule: messenger RNA, 478 nt
Organism: Gryllus bimaculatus (two-spotted cricket)
Lineage: Eukaryota; Metazoa; Arthropoda; Insecta; Orthoptera; Gryllidae
Source: the annotation of a GenBank genome assembly